UGAAUUGCACUCGAUGUGCAGCUAGUGUUGCCAACUAACGUAUACGGUGCCUCGCAUUCGAAAAUAUUAAGGUCUUGCAAUAUCGAUCUAUUUCUACAUGAAAGCAGCAUAGGGAUUUACGUGCGCAAUAUAUUUUCGCCUGUGGGUUUGCUUUGAGCAAUUUUUCAGAAUAAUAAUUCAUUAGAUUGUUUCUUAUUGAUUAUGCCGAUCUUCGGCUGGAAUGCAAUGCUGCUCAGAGUGCAAGCGCUGCUGUAUCUGUGCGGGUUAAUUUGUCCAGCAGUGCUUGCGGUAGCGGUGGAUCCACAGCCCGAUGACGACCAGAAUAGGGACAUAACAUUCCAGCAAGACCUGCAGUGUCUGCGUGACCAAUCUUAUAACUCCUUGAGCACAGAGGAGAAGAUUAUCGCCAUGCAAAAAUGCUUCCCAUUUUUAAGGGACGUGCCUGAAGGAGAGGCGAAGCGUUCCAAAAAGCUGGAAAAGCGCUUUAUAGAUAUAGAGCAGAGUAUAAUACAAGGAUAUCCACGCUUCACACUGAACGCUGCUGAUUGUGAGGUGAACAAGUUCCUGAAUGGAAAGCUGGACUUCUGGGACAAUUUGUGGAUGAGACUGCGGAAACUCUGCGAUAGUGGGCCCAUUCUCGGAAUGCCCAAUGCUUUUGCGGCAGUCAUGUUUGUCGUCGGGGCAGGGGGAGUGGUGUAUGGACUUCUGGUGGUCUACUGUAACCCUCAGCCAAAGCACAUUGUUUUCAUGAUGAUUGUCAUGGCUGUCAUCGUCCCCGGCAGCGUGUAUCUGUUGGUGGCCCCCAUACUGCAUGUCAAACGGAUUAUUAAGGAGGAGCUUUAAUUAGCAAAUGAUUUCAUGUUCAUUUUCCUCGCAGUUUUUAGUGAACGAAAACAGGCAUUAAAAUAAAAAAGCAUUCUCUUAUUAGUGCACUUCACCAAGAGCAUUCAUCUGGGAAAAAUCUCGACAACAAAAAGGUCAUCGGUGCAGUUACACGUACUUUUGCAAUAAGCCUGAUUCUUAUA
Messenger RNA from Paramacrobiotus metropolitanus, 1025 nucleotides. RefSeq lists its product as uncharacterized. NCBI's taxonomy places the organism in Eukaryota, Metazoa, Tardigrada, Eutardigrada, Parachela, Macrobiotidae. Bases 202 to 843 code for a protein of 213 amino acids. The transcript has 2 exons. The record is from RefSeq and is a predicted model, not a curated record.